Messenger RNA from Leptinotarsa decemlineata (Colorado potato beetle), 1099 nucleotides. It is a transcript of the gene Gas41, whose product is annotated as YEATS domain-containing protein 4 Gas41. The record is from RefSeq and is a predicted model, not a curated record. Gene Ontology annotation, biological process: regulation of DNA-templated transcription. NCBI's taxonomy places the organism in Eukaryota, Metazoa, Arthropoda, Insecta, Coleoptera, Chrysomelidae.
UAUUGAACGAUUGUAUCAGUUUUGGCUCCAGCGUUAACAACAAUUAGUCAAAUUAGGAAGUUACAAAAUAGUUAGAUAAUUAUAUAUUUAUUUCAUAAAAACUCAAACUUUUUAUGGAAAUUCCAGGCAUCCAGAUCUAAAACCACUGUAAAUAAAAGAUGGCCCUGAAUAUGGAUUAUCUAUGUUCCAUGAUUCCAUCAUUGCCUAACCUAUCUUUUUUUUUUGAAAAUUGACAGAUUGUUUGGGGAGAUUUAAAAAAGUAAAUAUAAUUUCAAAAUAAUUUUGUAAUAUUCAACCUACAAUCUUGGUGAAGAUUUUGAAAUGAGUUUAACAACAGAUUUUGGACCCGAUUCUGGCGGACGAAUGAAAGGAAUAUGCAUUGUAAAACCAAUAGUGUAUGGCAAUAUAGCUAGAUAUUUUGGUAAAAAGCGAGAAGAGGAUGGACAUACACAUCAAUGGACAGUUUAUUUAAAGCCUUAUAAUAAUGAAGACAUGUCCACUUAUGUUAAAAAAGUUCAUUUUAAGUUACAUGAAAGUUAUACCAAUCAAAAUAGAAUAGUAGUGAAACCACCCUACGAAAUAAGUGAAACUGGUUGGGGAGAAUUCGAGAUUGUUAUCAAAAUACAUUUUCAUGAUCCCAAUGAACGAGUAGUUACCAUGUACCACAUUCUCAAAUUGUUCCACUCUGGAAGUACACAAGAUAUCGGCAUAGAACAGAGUAAAGGUUUAGUAUCUGAAAGUUAUGAUGAGAUCAUUUUUCAAGAUCCUACUCAGCUAAUGCACCAUUUGCUUACAAGUACGAAACAGUUGACCUUAGGAAGGUGGGAACACAACACAAAUUUUGAAGAAAAAAAAGACAAGACAUUGAAAAACAUUUUGGAUGCACAUCAAAAAAUUAGGACAGAAAUAACGGUCCUAAAGAAUAAAUUGAAACUAGCCAAAGAAACAAUAUCAUCGUUCAAAGAGGAAAUAUCUAAAUCACAGGAGAGUAAAUUCAUGAUGUAGAUUCUAAUCUCAAGGAUAAUUUACAAGUAUAUGUUUGAAAUGUAAAAUUUUUUUCAUUUUAUGAAAGUAUAUGAUAAUAAAUAUUUCAACAAUA